AACCGAUUUUAGAGAAGAGGACGCAGACUGAGAGCUCAUGCAUUCGGAGACCUUGCAGGUUCCUUGGAGCUUCAACAAUCAGAGGAAUGACGAUGAGGCGGUGGUGGACCGGGGAGGAACACGGUCCCAACAGAGAACCAACUUUGAGCAGGAGGAUUUGGAAGGCCACAGGACUCUCUACAUUGGGGUUCACGUCCCCUUAGGCAGUACUCGGCACCGCAGCCAACACAGGCACCGCCACCAUGGAAAGAAACAGUGGAGGAGGAGCAGGCAGCAGAGCCUCCCUUUGGUUGAGGGUAGAGAGUCACCAGUUUAUGACACCCCCUCUCAGAGGGUGCAGUUCCUGCUGGGGGCAGAAGAUGAUGACGAGGAGCACAUCCCCCAUGACCUCUUCACUCAGAUGGAUGAGAUCGGUGUGCGAGAUGGAGAGGACUCUGAGUGGAGAGAAAGUGCCAGGUGGCUGAAGUUUGAGGAAGAUGUAGAGGACGGAGGUGAGCGGUGGAGUAAACCCUACGUGGCCACUCUGUCCCUGCACAGUCUGUUUGAGCUGCGCAGCUGCAUCAUCAACAGCACCGUGCUGCUCGAUAUGAGGGCUAACAGCAUUGAGGAGAUUGCAGACAUGGUCUUAGACCACCAAGAGGUAUACUCACCACUGGGAGAAGAGCUCAGGCAAAAAGUGCGCGAAACGCUCCUGAAGCAGCACCAUCACCAGAACCAGAAGAAGUUGGCUAAUCGCCUGCCGAUCGUACGAUCCAUUGCUGACAUGGGCCGACGGGCGUCAGAACUCCAUCUGGAUAAGAACGGUCAGUUGACGGCCUCCCAAUCUCAGUUAGCGGCUCCAGAUGGCAAAGGAGACAUCAGCAGAGAGAACAGUUCUGUGGACUUCAGCAAGAUAGACCUACAUUUCAUGAAGAAGAUUCCACCAGGAGCCGAGGCGUGUAAUGUGUUGGUGGGAGAACUGGACUUUCUGAACAAGGCGGUGGUGGCGUUUGUCCGUCUCUCCCCUGCGGUUCUGCUCAGCGGGCUGGCUGAAGUCCCGAUUGCUACAAGGUUCCUGUUUAUUAUUUUAGGACCACUGGGUCGGGGGGCUCAGUAUCACGAGAUUGGACGCUCCAUAGCAACUCUUAUGACAGACGAGGUUUUUCAUGAUGUUGCCUAUAAAGCUAAAGACCGGAAUGAUCUGAUUGCUGGUAUUGAUGAAUUUCUUGAUCAAGUGACGGUCCUGCCUCCAGGAGAAUGGGAUCCCUCCAUACGGAUAGAGCCACCAAAAAAUGUACCCUCUCAGGAAAAAAGAAAGAAAAGCAACAUUUUACCAAAUAGCUUAGUGGAGGGUGAGGAGGAGGAUGAAGACGGUGGCCAUGGUGGUCCAGAACUGCAGCGAACUGGGAGGUGGUUUGGCGGUCUGUUUUUGGACAUCAAGCGCAAAAUCCCCCACUACCUGUCAGAUUACACUGAUGCUAUCAGUUUGCAGUGUGUCGCCUCUUUCUUAUUCCUCUACUGUGCCUGCAUGUCUCCUGUCAUCACCUUUGGAGGACUGUUGGGCGAAGCAACGGAAGGACGAAUAAGUGCAAUUGAGUCCCUGUUUGGCGCCUCUCUGACGGGAAUGGCCUACUCGCUGUUUGCUGGGCAGCCCCUCACCAUUCUGGGAAGCACAGGCCCCGUGCUCGUGUUUGAAAAGAUCCUGUUUAAAUUCUGCAAGGAGUACGGCUUGUCAUAUCUGUCGCUGAGGACCUGCAUCGGCCUGUGGACGUCUUUCCUCUGUAUUCUGCUGGUGGCUACAGAUGCCAGUUCUCUUGUUUGUUACAUCACACGUUUCACAGAGGAAGCGUUUGCCUCACUCAUCUGCAUCAUAUUCAUAUAUGAAGCUUUGGAGAAACUGAUCCACCUGGGAGAAAUCUACCCCUUCAAUAAAAACAACAACCUGGACAAACUCACCACGCACUCAUGCUCCUGCGUCGAGCCUUCAGACCCCUCUAAUGGUACCCUAAAAUUCUGGGAGCUCAACAACAUCACCGCCUCUGAAAUCUACUGGGAAGCCCUGGAGGUAAAGGACUGCGUUGAAAAGCGAGGGGAGUUUGUAGGCACCGCCUGCGGCCCUCACGGACCGUACGUUCCUGAUGUUCUCUUCUGGUGUGUCAUUCUCUUCUUUUCUACAGUCAUCAUGUCUGCAUUCCUCAAGGAGUUCAAGUUCAGCAAUUAUUUUCCCACAAAGGUACGCUCUAUCAUCAGUGAUUUUGCUGUUUUCAUCACUAUUUUCACCAUGGUCUUAGUUGACUAUGCCUUAGGGAUUCCAUCUCCAAAACUAAAGGUUCCCAAUGUGUUUAAGCCAACCAGAGAUGAUCGAGGAUGGUUUAUUAACCCAUUAGGGCCCAACCCGUGGUGGACGGCAGUCAUUACGCUCAUACCAGCUUUACUUUGUACUAUCCUCAUAUUCAUGGACCAGCAGAUUACUGCUGUCAUCAUCAACAGGAAGGAAAACAAACUCAAGAAAGGAUGUGGAUACCACCUGGACCUGCUGAUGGUCGGGGUGAUGCUGGGCGUGUGCUCUCUGAUGGGCUUGCCGUGGUUUGUAGCGGCCACCGUCCUCUCCAUCUCCCACGUUAACAGCCUGAAACUGGAGUCGGAGUGCUCGGCUCCUGGGGAGCAGCCCAAGUUCCUCGGAAUCAGGGAGCAGCGCGCCACAGGCCUCAUGAUCUUCACCCUGAUGGGCUGCUCCGUCUUCAUGACGUCAGUGCUUAAGUUUAUUCCAAUGCCUGUGUUGUAUGGAGUAUUCCUUUACAUGGGAGCCUCUUCUCUCAGAGGAAUUCAGUUCUAUGAUCGUCUCACGUUGUUCGGCAUGCCAACCAAACAUCAGCCAGACUUCAUCUACUUACGCCACGUCCCCUUGAGGAAGGUGCACCUCUUCACCAUCAUCCAGCUCAGCUGUCUGGUUCUGCUGUGGGUUAUCAAGACCUCGAGGGCUGCCAUUGUCUUUCCCAUGAUGGUGCUAGCUUUGGUGUUCAUUAGGAAACUAAUGGACUGUUUUUUCACCAAGAGAGAGUUGAGCUGGCUGGAUGAUCUCAUGCCGGAAAGCAAGAAGAAAAAGCUUGAGGAUGCAGAGGAGGAGGACGAGCAGAGCAUUGCGGAAGAUGACGGGGUAGUGCAGGUGCCAUUAGGGGGGUACAAAGGGAUCCCAGUUAUCAACAUCACAGAUGAGAUGUCAAAAGGGUCUUUUGGAAACACUUGGAAUGGGAGCGAUUAAGAGAAUUA
Nematolebias whitei (Rio pearlfish) is the source of this 3249-nucleotide messenger RNA. RefSeq names its product solute carrier family 4 member 10b (gene slc4a10b). Gene Ontology annotation, molecular function: monoatomic anion transmembrane transporter activity; solute:inorganic anion antiporter activity; sodium:bicarbonate symporter activity. Gene Ontology annotation, cellular component: basolateral plasma membrane; plasma membrane. Gene Ontology annotation, biological process: bicarbonate transport; monoatomic anion transport; regulation of intracellular pH. The transcript has 24 exons. The record is from RefSeq and is a predicted model, not a curated record. Lineage: Eukaryota; Metazoa; Chordata; Actinopteri; Cyprinodontiformes; Rivulidae. The coding region runs from base 38 to 3241 and encodes 1067 amino acids.